UUCUGUUACUGCAGGGAGGAUGUGUGUCGCAAGUGUUUCACGCGUUCUUUUUUUCAGUUGAAGUCACACGAACUUCCUUUUUUACCUUCCUUGUAUUUGCGCGUUAAGAGACAGUCAGAGGAGUUGACAGCAAUUAUGUAUAUAGUAUACACAUUGGUUGCGAAAGAGAGGCGCGAACAUGUAGCCUACGCGUUGUGUUGAUAAAGGUCUAAACAUUUAUCCAGGAUGAACCGUUCCAGUAAAUCGUCAUCUGAAAAACAGAAAAGAACCUGGAUGAAGUAUGCAGUGUUAUGCUGACAACAAGAUGUAAGUCGAGACCGGUGAGCACAGUGGGAGAAACCAGAAUUGAAACCUGCGGUGCUUCAGUGAAGGCAGCCCCCGUCUGAUGGAGAGGUCGUCUUCUACAACCAGGCGUCAGGCCUGGUUCCAGACCGGUCGCCAGUGGCCUACCCUGAAAGAACAAGAUCCACAGGGACCUCCAUCCACCCAUCCGUCUGUUCCACACCAGUCUGCAUCAGAGGAUGACGUCUUCUCAGAUGGAUGCUCAGCAGGAAAGAUUGAGAGCUGGCUGCUGGGCUGUGGGCUGGAGACAGGCUCAGAAAACUCUAGUCAUAAUCUGACUGUUGAGUCUCUGCUGAAAUUGAACAGUUUUGAAGAUGACCUGAGUCUGGGGGCCGAGGCUACAGCAUUAAAUGUUGAGGAAGGAGUCUCAGAACUGGGGAGCUGCCCACUGCUGCUUCCGCCACCCAAGCAUCCUCACAGAGGAGUCACCACCAGUACUCCCCGCCAGAGGCUGGCUCUGCCCCUUCUCCACCUGGGGCACAGUAUGGCCUCCAGUGGGGUCUCCAAAAGCACCUGUAAAGCAUCAAGUGUGUCGGAGGCGCUGCAGAUGUGUGCGGAGGAUGCAGAGGAGACUCUGUACCAAUUAGGGUUUGGUUGUGAUGAGCCUGAGGUCACGGCCCGUAUCCCUACCCGCUUCAUCAACUUCCCCUCCCAUGCCCACGGCAUCAACCUCCGCCUCUUUCUCCAGUCCCAACUGAGCCGGCUCCGACAGGAGGACCCAGGACUCUCCCUGGCCAGUCGUUUCAGGCAGGUGGAGGUGCUGACAGCCAUGGCCAACGCCUUCUACUCCCUCUACUCCCACGUGUCCCGCACGCCCCUCCAGAAGCUCGCCCCUCCCGAGUUCAGCUUCUCUCCCACCGCCGACGGGCAGAUUGGACGGCGUUUCAUGGGAAGCGUCCGCAGCGAACCGAGGUCUCCAGUGGAGCGACUCAAGGACACGGUUUCUAAGAUGUGCCUGUAUACUGGCUCUGGGGGUUCCGCCCGGCUGGGCUCGGACUCUGCCUGCCCCAGACCAGGACUCUCCCCCGGGCCCGGGUCUGGGUCGGCCCCCAAGAAGAGAAGCAGCCUGCCUGACUUGAUGGGACUGGUCCUGGAGAACACCACGGCAGAGCCUGUAUCCAGAGACAUGGAGGAGGAUAAUCAGGAUACAGGGGACAGUAAUGAGACGAGUGCUGCUGUGGAAACGAGUGCUAUGGUAAAGGAUAGAGAGACAGAGACACAAGGAGACGUAGACAGGGAGGGGGAGCAGCGGUUGUUGUCCGAUGUACAGGAUAUGGACAAUGGUGAUAGUAAUGCGACAAGUGCUGUGGGCACACGUAUGGUCAGGGACAGAGAGGCAGAGACACCGGGACAUAGAGACACAGUCGGGGACAAGGAGUUGGAUCAGGGAUCAUCAUCAGAUAGGGCUGAUUUAGAGCGAGAUAGAGAUCCUGUCAGAACACCCAACCUUGGGGCAUCAUCACUUUCAGAAUCCGGUCAUCAAAGAGAGCCCAGUAGUAGGAAGAAGCUGAACUUUUGCCUUACUACUCCGAGUCCUACUUGUGAGGUUGGAGAAACUCAAAACACAAUUCAUCCCACAGGCUGGGCAAUGGUAGUGGCACCGGUCGCCAAGGUUACCCAUGACGUCACCCGUCCUCAGAUCGUUGAGAGUGUUCACCAGGCUCCGUACAGCAGUCAACUACAACAGUGGAAUAAUAACACACAGGCAGCGGCCAUUUUGUCAUCUGUUAUCUCCUCUGAGAACGUCAGAUCUGACCGAUCCUUCACCACAUCAGACAGACUGCACGAACCCAGGGAGGAGUGCUUAGCUACCAGUAACUCAGCCAAGAGUGUAGAGGUCGCAGUAACUCCCAUUUCAAAGGCUGAGUCUAAGGUUGAAUCCAAUUUGGGAGAAACUGGAACACUGGUGGUGUCAACGUUCGUGCCCAUAGAGCUCCCUAGUUGCAGGAAGUCCCCUUGUCUCAUCAUUGUUACUGAUGUGAUGCCUUCUAGUUCUUUAGACACAGAUGCACCCGAGAUGGUUCUCCCUCCCUGUGGUGGGACCACAGCGUUGCCUCCUGCAGCCCAGUGUUAUCCAGGUGUAUGGAGGAACAAGACGUACCUGAGUCCUCUGAAACCACCACCACUCCAGGGGCAAGGGCAGGUCUCCCACACUAUUCAACAGGCUAACUCCUUUGAGCUAGAGGAGGUACAUAGUGCAGGGGAGGAAGACUUUGGACAGCAAGAAACCAUAAGGUCAAUAUCUUUGUCACGGUCUGCUGUCAAUCAAAACAAAGGUCUGGUGAUUCGAGGGGACAGCAUGCAGUCAGACAGCAGUGGCUACGCUGAUGAAGACAUCCCCUGAUGAAGACGUCCCCUAACAGAGACGAGAGCUGACAGACUGACUGCCCCUACAGGGAACUCUUUAGAAUUAUUUAUUUGAAUGAGUCAAACAAACAUAUUUCAGCCACUGAAGGUAUAUAUUCAACAGAUAUGGAUUGUUUGAUUUAUGAAGAGGUUUGUUAAGUGUUAAUGACAUCAUGAAUCGGGUGGCGUCAUUCCGAAUACACCCACGUAACACCGGUGCUUUGACUGAGUGCAGCCAGUUGUCUUCCGUCGGAUAACGCAUUGCCCUGAAGGUAUAUUUAACACACAGGUCAAGUUGCAGCCUGACUUGAUGUGCAGGCAUUGCGUUGCAUCAACCAUAGCCUGUGGCGCACAGACUAUGCAGUCAAGUGGCGGUUAGCUGAUAUGUUAAAUACUUACCCAGGCGUCGUAAGAUCUGGCAGUGUAGUCGGACAGGAACUCAACCCUUCGGUUUGAUUGUGGAGACUGUCCUAUGUCCAUAGUGUUACUGUUGAUGACAAUCAAUCCAUGCACAAGAUGCUACUGCUGUUCCUUUGUGAAAGUUAUUUAUGGAUGUUUUAAAGAUAAAUGUUUUAAAAUUAAGAAUCAAUAUUAAAGUGACUUCAAUAAACAUUUAUCUGCA
Molecule: messenger RNA, 3310 nt
Organism: Coregonus clupeaformis (lake whitefish)
Lineage: Eukaryota; Metazoa; Chordata; Actinopteri; Salmoniformes; Salmonidae
Gene: tespa1
Product: thymocyte expressed, positive selection associated 1
Exons: 12
Coding region: 386-2686 (766 amino acids)
Molecular function (GO): signaling receptor binding
Source: RefSeq, a predicted model, not a curated record